This is a messenger RNA of Lytechinus variegatus (green sea urchin), 974 nucleotides long. RefSeq names its product synaptogenesis protein syg-2-like. Lineage: Eukaryota; Metazoa; Echinodermata; Echinoidea; Temnopleuroida; Toxopneustidae. Gene Ontology annotation, molecular function: cell adhesion molecule binding. Gene Ontology annotation, biological process: cell-cell adhesion. The record is from RefSeq and is a predicted model, not a curated record. The transcript is spliced from 5 exons. Gene Ontology annotation, cellular component: cell-cell junction. The coding region runs from base 1 to 939 and encodes 312 amino acids.
AUGCUGCGUCCCCAAGCCAGGGGAGCUUCCUGUCAAUUGCGUCAAAAUGAUGGAGUUUACAUCUCCUGGAAAGUUGCGACAAACGCACCAUCUAGGACUGAUCACGGGAAGAUUCUUAACUGCAUCGCAUCACAUCCAGAACUACCAGAAAACCUUCAAUGCUCAGUUCAUCUGAGUGUUCAUGUUCUUCCUAUGAGAGUGUUACUCUUUCAACUUGGGGGUAGCCAGUCCCGGUCAAGACUCAUGUAUGUUCAAGAAGAUUCACCGACUUCAAUUAUGUGUAAAAGUAUUGGGUCAUUCCCAGCGACCGAAAUGAUCUUUCUGUUAGAAAGUGGCAAUGGUCUCGUCGAAAGAAUUCUUCCAACUAUCUCAAGCAAAAAAAGUAUUUUAGACGAUGCUCUGUUUGACACCGAGGGUAUUGUAACCUUGCACUUAAAUAGUGUGCAUCAUGGGAAGUACAUCAAAUGCUUCGCAUCGCUUGAAGAAUCUAUAGUGGAAUUGGUGUAUGCCAAAGUGAUCAUUUACGGCCCACCAGAAGGCAUCAAAAUGAGUCCCCUUGGGGAUCUUUACGAUGGCAAAGAAAUCAAUGUAACCUGUAAAGCUGUAAAUCGAUACCCGGCACCGUAUAUCCAUUGGUACAUCGGAUCAAGAAAUCUUACAGAGGAAUCAUCUUUAAACAUAAAUGAAAAUACAGCUGGUCGAUAUGAUGCUGAAAGCACACUGACUCUAAUACCGACGAGGUUUGACCAUGGGAAGCGUCUUCUCUGUGAGGCAGUUCAACCUUCAACACUCCCAGCUCGAUCGGUGAAUCAAAGCUUGGUUCUGAACAUAACGUAUUUUAUCCCGAAUGCACCUUCUGGGUUCAUCAUCCACCCAAACCAGACGAAAUCUUCAUCUCUUAUCGUUGCCUGGCAACCAGGAUUUAUCAUCAGGAAAUAAGACAUAAACAUCUUUCCGAAAGCAAGGACAAUCAG